Molecule: messenger RNA, 1731 nt
Organism: Bufo bufo (common toad)
Lineage: Eukaryota; Metazoa; Chordata; Amphibia; Anura; Bufonidae
Product: cytochrome P450 2K1-like
Exons: 9
Coding region: 140-1639 (499 amino acids)
Biological process (GO): xenobiotic metabolic process
Cellular component (GO): cytoplasm; intracellular membrane-bounded organelle
Molecular function (GO): iron ion binding; oxidoreductase activity, acting on paired donors, with incorporation or reduction of molecular oxygen, reduced flavin or flavoprotein as one donor, and incorporation of one atom of oxygen; heme binding
Source: RefSeq, a predicted model, not a curated record
GAGGAGAACACAGUCCAAAACAAGAGCAACAGGCAUGUGGAAUGGCAGCGGGCCAGUAAGUUAAUCCAAGUUGGAAAUUAAAUCCAGCUGCACAUAUAUCCAGACAGCAGUGCGUUCAGAACAGACUCAGGACUUCACUAUGGCUUUUCUCACCUACUUUUUGACUAGAGCCGAUGUGAUAAUAUAUUUUGCAGUUUGCAUUGUUUUGCUUAUCUACUGGUUAAAUGGAUCAAAGAAGAGCAGAGCAAAGAUGCCUCCCGGACCUACCCCUCUGCCCUUCAUUGGUAACCUCCACCAGUUGGACCUGAAAACCCCACACCAAUCUUUGAUGGAGAUGUCUGAGAAGUACGGGGACGUUUUUACUCUGCAUUUUGGACCCAAGAGAGUAGUGGUCAUUGCCGGAUACAAGGCUGUGAAAGAAGCUCUUGUCACCCAAGGUGAUGAUUUUGUAGACAGAUCAAGCUCUCCAAUCUUCGACUUAACAUCAAAGAACCAUGGUUUAGUAUUUUCCCAUGGAGAAGAAUGGAAAUCUAUGAGGAGGUUCACACUAUCAACACUUCGAGACUUUGGAAUGGGGAAAAAAUCUCUAGAAGGCAAAAUUCAAGAUGAAAUAAUUGCCCUCAUAGAAAGUUUUAAAUGUUACAAUGGCAAACCAUUCAAUCCACACUUGAUAGUAAACAGCGCUGUAUCCAAUGUCAUCUGCUCCAUUAUCUUUGGGGACAGGUUUGAGUAUGAUGACCCAACAUUUCAAAAAUUAAUCAAAAUGAUAGGUGAAUAUGCCAAAAUGACGGGUGAACCCAAAGCACUGCUGUUCAAUUUUUAUCCCUUCAUUGGAACACUCUUGGGUCUACAUAAGAAAAUAAUACAGAAUAUCGAAAAUCUAAUAGACUUAAUAAAAAAAAAUGUUAAGAAAAAAAGACUAGAGUUCAACGCCAAUGACAUCACCGGAUAUAUCGAUGCAUAUCUUUUGAAACAGGAACAGGAGUCAACAAAACCUGAGACCUAUUUUCAUGAUGAAAAUCUGUACCAUUCAGUCCUCGAUCUCUUUGAUGCUGGUACUGAAACUACAUCUACAACAAUCCGUUGGGGAAUUUUGUUGAUGAUGAAGUAUCCGGAAAUUCAAAAGAAAAUGCAGGAUGAAAUUAAAACACAUCUUAAACCAGGACAGUUGCCAGCAGUAGAGGAUAGAAAAAAAAUGCCUUAUACUGAUGCAGUAAUACAUGAAGUACAGAGAUUUGCCAAUAUUCUUCCACUGAAUGUGUCACAUGCCCCUUCAACUGAUGUGUAUUUUCGGGGAUACUGCAUCCCAAAAGGUACAGAGGUUAUUCCAUUCCUGACAUCAGUUCUCAAUGACAAGACUCAAUGGAAAACUCCUUAUGAUUUUAAUCCCAAUCACUUUUUGGAUAAAGAUGGAAAGUUUGUCCGAAAUGAUGCAUUUAUGCCUUUUUCAGCAGGAAGAAGAGCUUGUGCUGGAGAAAGCUUGGCCAGAAUGGAACUUUUCCUGUUCUUCACCGGACUUCUUCAAGCAUUUACUUUCUAUCCACCACCAGGAGUUUCCAGGGAAGAUUUAACUCUCAAGCCCGAUGUUGGAUUCACAUUAACCCCUGCAAAAUAUAUGACAUGUGCCAAACUGAACUAGUAGUAUAUUUUGGACACAAUUAACAACACAGAAGCUAACGUUGGUGUUGAUUAUGUUUAUAAGGGGUUUUCUGUGAAAAGUAUUUCUGUAUU